UGCGGACGGUGGCUGUUCCUUAAUUGUGUGCUCUGUGCUCUCCUCGCCAUCCCACUCGAGUCCCUGAACACUCCCUUGCGCUCCUCAGUGGCUCGGUUGGCAAGUUAUGUGACUCUUUGUCCAGUGAUAACUGAAGAAUAGCCGCUUGAAAUUGAAUCAGUGCACAAUGAGUUUACCAAAUGGAGUUGACAUGACGAACUUGAUGUCUCAGCAUCCCGUUCUGGGCGCCCUGCCGCCCUCGUUCUUCCUCAGGGCAGCCUCAGAACGCUACCAAAGGACCCCAAAGUGCGCCAGAUGCCGCAAUCAUGGAGUGGUGAGCGCUCUGAAGGGCCACAAGAGAUACUGCCGAUGGCGGGAUUGUGUGUGCGCGAAAUGCACAUUGAUUGCUGAACGACAGCGUGUUAUGGCAGCACAGAAUAAAUCGUUGAAUAAGGUUGCACUGCGGAGACAACAGGCGCAGGAGGAGAACGAGGCUCGUGAACUAGGUUUACUCUACACUGUGCCAAAUCCCAAUUCUGCCGCCUCAGACAAAAUGCCACAUUCUCAAGACAACAUGAGAAGUGCAAGUUCGCCGUCGAGAAAGGAGAGUUCCCGGAAUCAGAGAAAUUCCUCGUUCAACAACAAUGAUUCUCAAAUUGAUCUCGUGAGAUCCACGCGUUUGUCGUCAUCUUACUCGCCGGAAAACACGGAGAACGACGGAAGUCCUGGUCCAAAGCGCACGAGGAUCUCGAAUGAAACAGACAAUGACAACGACACAGGCUCCGAAUCAUCUCCAAGUAGUCCCACAACUUGCCUCAAGGCGAAUCCAUUUUCUUUGCCCAGUCAACUGUCGCCGAUUCAGAGGGGCGCCGCCAGUUCACCCGAGUCGGAUCUCGAUGUCGACUCAGCUCUCGAGAAUGCCACUCCGGAGAAUCUGAGUCUGAAGAAGGAGGACUCCACCUCGCCACCCCCCGGCGGCGCCCCCUGCUCCCUCGAUAACCUCCACGCGCUGCGCUCCUUCACGGGCUCGCAGGGCUUCAUCCCCUACCACCACCACCACCACCAGCAGUUCGUGCCGCAGGACGCGCUGGACGGCAGCAGCUCGCUGUCCAGCCAGUCCCGGUCGCCCGUGAACGUCCUGCUGCGGGUCUUCCCCAACAGGCGGCGCAGCGAAGUGGAGCAACUCCUGCACAGAUUCCGCGGCGAUGUUGUCCAGGCGAUGGAGGCGAUGCUGAACGGCGAGAAUGCUCUGAAUUCCAUCUGGAAUGUUCCAUCAGUGUCUCCGCCCUUUUCCGUGAAGUCCGCCUUCUCGCCCUUAAUACCGCCGGCGGCGUUUGUGUCGGCCGCCGGUGGCCGGUAUCCGUUCAUGCCCCAGCAGCCGGUGGCCACCAAGCGCUUCCUGGCCGCUCCCUACUCAGGCACCGGCUACCUGUCCACGGUGAUCCAGUCGGAGCCGCCGGAGCAGAUUGAGUCGAACGGCUCGAGCGGAGCGACGAGCGGCGGCAGUUCCGGCGGCAACAGCGGAAGCAACGGUCGCGGCGGAACUCCGAGCGGCGGAAGCGAGAACCAGGAGUAG
Messenger RNA from Phlebotomus argentipes, 1555 nucleotides. RefSeq names its product doublesex- and mab-3-related transcription factor A2 (gene dmrt99B). The record is from RefSeq and is a predicted model, not a curated record. Gene Ontology annotation, molecular function: DNA-binding transcription factor activity, RNA polymerase II-specific; RNA polymerase II cis-regulatory region sequence-specific DNA binding; protein binding. Gene Ontology annotation, cellular component: nucleus. NCBI's taxonomy places the organism in Eukaryota, Metazoa, Arthropoda, Insecta, Diptera, Psychodidae. The transcript is spliced from 7 exons. Gene Ontology annotation, biological process: sex differentiation; regulation of transcription by RNA polymerase II. The coding region runs from base 167 to 1555 and encodes 462 amino acids.